AUGGAGACUUGCAAACCAGCCAUGAUUCGACAUUUGCCACGGUUCGUAACACACUGGAAAUACCUGUGCAAACUCACUUACUCGUCACUCUCCUUGUUCACAAUAGUGGAACAAUCACAACCCUGGGGACAUGUCGCUACGGAUGAUAGUGUCGUCAAUGACGCAACUCGGUUUACGAAGACAGUCAAAGACCCUGUACCUAUUAGAAAUGUUCCCGACUAG
Messenger RNA from Ustilaginoidea virens, 222 nucleotides. RefSeq lists its product as uncharacterized. The record is from RefSeq and is a predicted model, not a curated record. NCBI's taxonomy places the organism in Eukaryota, Fungi, Ascomycota, Sordariomycetes, Hypocreales, Clavicipitaceae. The coding region runs from base 1 to 222 and encodes 73 amino acids. The transcript is spliced from 4 exons.